AGAUGAACAAAGAUGAUUAAAGAGAAACGAAAAACAACUUCAAGUCUUCACUAAAAGAUGAGCUCGUGGUGGUCGUGUCGUUCCCGGCGGCGGUGCUGCAGGUGAGCGGCCAUGUUGGUGGCACGCGCGGCGCUCGCGGCGCUGCUGCUGCACGCCGCGCGGUCCUACCUGCUGCUAGUGCCCGACACCGCCCCGCCCGGACACACCGUCCUCGACGCCGCUGUCUACAAGCUCGGCUCCGAGCGCAAGUACUCCAUCGACGUCCAUCGCACCGCCAACUUCGUGCACCACAUCCUUCGCGUCAACCGAACGUCGGGUCUCGUCACGCUGCGGAAAAGGCUGCGAUGCGAUGGCGUGCUCUACCCGAAUUUGUUCACGUUCUACGUCGACUCCACGUCUGAUCGCAUCCGGGACAUCGACUACUACAGCCUGCCCGUCCGCGUGCUGGUCACCGGCGAGGACUGCGUCCGACGGCACGCAGAUCUCUACGACAUAGACUUUGACCGCGUUUACGACCAGAGCGAUGCCGCCGACCAGUACGACGACGACGCGCCGCGAGACAAGAGGGAGGUCAAAUACCAGGAGAGCAUGGAUUGGCGGCUGCUGGAGGGAGAGGAGUUGGAUUCUAGUCAAUACAAUGUGCUUUCAACGGCACAUCCGUGGUCCUUCUCCAUGUUCGAGGACUACGUCGCUCACAAUAGAAGUAGGAAGAAAAGAUCUCCUUUGGUACCUUUCGAUAUGGCCAUAGACGUGAAGAUCGCGGAGGCGAGGCAGUGGGUUUCGGAGACGUACGCCAGCUUCUCGAUACCCACGACGGAGCGGUGGCAGGGGAUCUGCCUAAAGCAGUCGCAGUUCGUGAACUCCCUUACCGCGUUCCUGCCUCGCACCGUUCAGAAGAAUUGCAAGGUGCAGUUCCUGGACGUGAGCGAUCCAAGGUUUCUCAUAGAGAACUCGCAGGGGGAUUUAGUUGCGAGGGACGACGUCUGCAUCCAGGAGCCGAUGUGGAAAGUCUCCGUUCUGUUCACCUUCAACUGCGACAAGACGAAUAUCAUAGACUCGGAUCAUCGGCUGAAGAUUGUGUACCAUCAUCAGGAGCUAAACGACACGGACAUAGCGAAACGAGUUAAGAGGGAGCUGAGGAACCAGUCGCCGUACUUCGAGCAGGCGCUCUACGUGGCUUCGGUGGCUGAGGAGCAGCCUCCUGGUGUGGUGGUCACUACUGUAAGAGCUCGUGACCCAGAGAACAGCCCAGUGACUUACUCCAUGUCGAGUCUGCUGGACUCCCGAUCAGCCGGCAUGUUCGCUGUGGACACGCGGACUGGGGUUGUCACCACACAGGCCCGCCUCGACCGAGAACGCCUGGACGUGCAUUACUUCAGGGUAGUGGCUCAAGACGAUACCUUCCCGCCGCGAAGUGGCACGACUACACUGCAGAUCAACGUGUUGGACUGCAACGACCACGCGCCAGUAUUCGAGAUGCAGCAGUACGAGGCGUCGGUACGGGAGGGGGCCAGCGCCGGCACCACCGUUCUCACGCUCAAGGCCACGGACCAGGAUAUUGGGAAGAAUGCUGAGGUGGAAUACUCAAUAGACUCGGUAAUAGCUGACGGAGUAGACCAGGAUAAUGAGUCAGUAGACUCUGGCGAGCAGACAGAGAGCAACGUCUUCCGGGUAGACGGCAGAAGUGGGGCGCUGCUGACCAGGGAUUCCCUGGACCGGGAGAAGGUCUCCCGAUAUACUGUCAUCGUGAAGGCAACGGAUCAGGCCAGCCCGCUGUCCGAUAGAUUGUCCAGCAGUGCGACGGUAUACGUGAACGUGCUCGACGACAACGACAACUACCCGCAGUUCAGCGAGAAAACAUACACGGUUACCGUGGACGAGGACAUCAGCGUCUCCGAUAGCCCCGUUAUAGCGAGGAUAAAAGCAACAGACGCGGACGUGGGUGCGAAUGCUGCUAUCCGCUACGCGAUCAUCGGCGGCAACAACCAGAUGCAGUUCUCCAUCGACAGCCUGAGCGGCGACGUCGCACUCGUCAAGCCGUUGGACUAUGAGCAGACGAGGAGCUACCGCCUUGUGAUACGGGCGCAGGAUGGUGGUAGUCCGUCCCGCUCCAACACGACUCAGCUGCUGGUCAACGUGAAGGAUGUGAACGAUAACGCGCCGCGCUUCUACACCUCGCUGUUCCAGGAGUCUGUCAGCGAAAAUGUCCCUGUGGGAUACAGCAUUGUUCGGGUGCAAGCUUACGACGCCGACGAGGGUGCGAACGCAGAACUGACAUACACGCUAGCAGACAAGGAGUACAAUGGGAACGAGCUGCCGAUAGCGAUUGACGCGCGAUCCGGCUGGGUGUAUACUGUCGCCGCGCUUGACCGAGAGAUGCAGUCCAAGUAUCAGCUGCAGGUAACCGCAACAGACGGCGGUACGCCCCCGCGGUCCGCCACAGCAGCGGUAGUUGUCGCGGUGCAGGACGUCAACGACAACGACCCGGUGUUCGCGCCGGCGCACUACGACCUCGCGCUGGCCGAGGACGAGCCGCCCGGGACGCCGGUUGUUACAGUCACUGCCUCCGACGCUGACGAGGAUAACAGAUUACAUUACGAGAUCACGGGCGGCAACACGCGUGGGCGUUUCGCGAUCACGUCGCAGAACGGGCGCGGGUUGAUCACGGUGGCGCAGCCGUUGGACUUCAAGCAGGAGCGGCGUUACGUGCUCACCGUGACCGCGACGGACUCGGGCGGGAGAUCCGACACUGCAGCUGUCCAUAUCAACAUCACCGAUGCCAAUAACUACGCCCCUGUGUUUGAGAACGCGCCGUAUACUGCUUCGGUGUUCGAAGACGCGCCCGUGGGCACAACAGUACUCGUCGUGUCCGCAACUGACAGCGACGUGGGCGUGAACGCUCAAGUGACGUACACACUGAGCUCGGAGGUGUCGAGCGAGGCGGUCCCGCACCACGACCGAGAGUUCCUCAUACACCCGCACACUGGCGCUAUUACUACUAACAAGCCGUUGGAUAGGGAGACGAUGAGCGGUUAUUUACUGACGGUGACGGCGCGAGACGGCGGCGUGCCGUCUCUAUCUGACACCACCGACGUAGAGAUCUCGGUUGUGGACGUCAACGACAACGAACCCGUCUUCAAACAGCAUCUGUAUACGGCAACGAUCAUGGAGGAUGCUUUAGUUGGCACCUCAGUGACACAAGUGAGCGCGACGGACGCGGACGUGGGCCUCAACGGGCGCGUGCACUACGAGCUCGAGUCACGUGAUCGCGAGGAGGGCUCGUUCGUGAUCGACUCGGCGUCCGGCGUGAUCAGAACUAACAAGGCGCUAGAUAGAGAGUCAGUUGCAACGUAUGACUUAAAGGCGUUAGCGAUUGAUGGUGGGACUCCGCCGCAGAGCUCUUCGGUGAUCGUCCACAUAAAAGUUGAGGAUAUAAACGAUUCUCCUCCCGUCUUUGAGAGCGAAUGUCUGACGUUCUACGUGCCUGAGAACAGCCCCAUCGGCACUACGGUUGGAGAGGUGUACGCGAGGGACCCUGACGAAGGACCUAACGCUGUGGUACAUUAUUCUAUCAAAGGUGGAGACGAUUCAAACAGCUUUUCCCUGGAAACUCGUCAGGGCUCCGACAAGGCUGAACUUGUGACUAUGGUAGACCUAGACUAUGAGAGUCCAAGGAAGAAAUACGAGCUCAUCAUCAGAGCUGCAAGUCCACCGUUGUGGAACGACGUCAGAGUGGAGAUAUUAGUUACUGAUGUCAACGAUAAUGCGCCCAUGUUGAAGGAUUUCCAAGUGAUAUUCAACAACUUCAAGGAUUGCUUUCCGGUGGGACCGUUUGGGAAAGUACCUGCGUAUGAUGCUGAUGUUUCUGAUAAGCUGCAAUAUCGUAUCCUAUCGGGAAAUAACGCUAACUUAGUUCUGAUGAACGAGACUACGGGUUCAAUGACCUUGUCGCCGCAACUCAACACCAAUGUACCCAAACUGGCUACUAUGGAAAUAUCUGUUACUGAUGGAGUGAACGAAAUAAAAGCGGUAAUGCAGCUUCUAGUGCGGCUGAUAACGGAGGACAUGCUGUUUAACUCAAUAACAGUUCGUCUCAACGACAUGACAGCGGAGCGGUUUCUGUCACCGCUACUAAGCUUCUUCGUGGAUGGACUAGCGGCGAUCAUACCGUGCCCGAAAGAGAAUAUAUUCGUUUUUAGUAUUCAGGAUGACACGGAUGUAUCCGGCAACAUACUGAACGUGUCGUUCUCCGCGCGGCGGCCGGAUGCCGAGGUGGGCGUGGCCGGCGACCGCUCCGCCUACUACACGCCCACGCAUCUACGCGAGCGGGUCUACCUGCACAGAUCUACGCUGGCCAGGCUAGCUACUGUACAGGUGCUGCCAUUCGAUGACAACGUAUGUGUCCACGAGCCCUGUCUUAACUUCGAGGAGUGUCUCACGGUGCUGAAGUUUGGUAACGCGUCGGGCUUCAUCGGCAGUGACACCGUGCUGUUCCGGCCCAUAUACCCUGUUACUACGUUUACAUGUCAAUGUCCGCAUGGGUUCACAGGCACGCGCGAACACUACAUGUGCGAUACGGAGGUGGACCUGUGCUACUCGUCGCCGUGCGCGCGCGGCGGGACGUGCGUGCGCCGUGAGGGCGGGUACACGUGCGUGUGCGCGCCUGGUACCACCGGAGAGAACUGUGAGACAACCCUAACGAAGGCCACGUGUGAAAUGAACGGCGACGGGUCUAUAUGUCGCGGCGGGUCGCAGUGCGUCGCGCGGCGUGAGGGCGGCAUACUCUGCCAGGGCUGCUCCAUCGACGCCGCGUAUACGACGGAUACUUGUGAACUGCGCGCGCGCAGCUUCCCCGCUGCGUCGUUCCUUACUUUCCCCAGCUUGCGGCGACGGCAUCGAUUUAAUAUUAAAUUAAAAUUCGCAACACAAUCGUCCUCCGGCCUCCUCUUCUACAACGGUCGGUACAACGAGCGUCACGACUUCGUAGCUCUCGAACUGAUCCGUGCGGGCGCGGGGCGGGGAGGGGCGGGGCUGCGGCUCUCGUUCGCAUUGGGCGGCGCGCGCGCUGACGUCACAGUGCAAGCCAGACUAGCCGACGGAGAAUGGCAUAGCGUGGAGGUGGACUAUUUUAAUAGGACCGCUACCCUCAUCGUGGACGAAUGCGACCGCGAGCUCUCGUUGGCCGGCGCCGCUGAAUUCGGCGAGAAGUUCGCCUGCGCCAACUUUACGCAGAAAGUGCUGCCGCCGCGCUGCGAUAUACCGACAGAGACCUGUCAUAGAUUCCUAGACCUGACGGGGCCUCUACAAAUAGGUGGACUUCCCAACUUGCCGAGCAGUUUCCAAGUUAAGAACAAGGACUUUGUCGGUUGCAUCUCGGAUCUUUACAUAGAUCACAAAUUCGUUGACCUCAAUAGCUACGUAGCCGACAACGGAACUCUAGCUGGAUGUCCCGAGAAGCGGUCACAGUGCAGCAGCGCACCCUGUUACAACAACGCCGAGUGCGAAGAUCUAUGGGACACUUUCCUAUGCCGCUGCCCUGAAGGAUACACGGGGAAGGACUGCGCUGAAUCAACGUCAGUCCCCUGGCGUUUCAGCGGCGACGGUAUGCUGUCUUUCAAUCCUCUGCUGCGGCCGAUACAGCUGCCGUGGCUCAACGCGCUGUCGCUUCGCACGCGACAGCAGGACGCCUUUCUCAUGUCCAUACAAGUGGGACAGAACAGCACUGUAUUGAUUACGCUAAAAUCCGGACUCCUACACUACUCAUACAACGGCGAAACCAUGUUCCUCCCAUCACCGAACCUGGCAGACGGUGUGUGGCAUCGUGUAGAGAUAAAAUGGCUUGGCACAGACAUCUCAGUGGCCAUAGACUAUGGGCUUCGUAACGCACUUCUACCGAUGCUGGCCAAUAAGAUCCAAGGGCAGUACAUAGGGAAGAUUCUGAUUGGUGGACUUGACACGACCGCCGGCAUAUUGAUGUCAGACGUUGGAUAUUUAGAAGGUUGUAUACAGGACGUUCGUGUGGGUACAGCUCAGUCGCUACUGAAUCGACCUACUGUCAGAGAAAAUGUAAGAGACGGUUGCCAGUCCAGAGCAGAUUGUCUUCUGUCUAACUGCCCUUCAAAUAGUAAAUGUAUAUCAUCGUGGGACGUAACGGAAUGCGAGUGCACGCACGGGCGCUACGGGCCGUCUUGCGUCGCGGCGUGCGAUUUACGUCCGUGCGGCGAACACGCACGCUGCGUGCCGGACGCAUCUCCGAAGGGCUACCAGUGUCAGUGCGAAGACGGUUAUGUGCCUACUGGUCGCUGGGGCGAGUGCGAGGAGUCAGCGGCGUGGGAGUGUCCGGGCGGGUGGUGGGGUGCGCGGGCGGGGGUGUGCGGGCCGUGCCACUGCGCCGCGCCCGGCCUGCACCCGCACUGCGCGCCCGUUACUGGCGAGUGCCGUUGCAAGGAGAACCAUUACCGUCUCCCCGGGUCGGAGGAUUGCCUGCCAUGUCAGUGCUACGCUGCCGGGUCAUACAACAGCUCGUGUGAGGCGCUGACGGGGCAGUGUCACUGUCGCAGCGGCGUCAUCGGCCGCGCGUGUGACUCCUGCGCGAACUUGUACGCUGAGGUCACGCCCAACGCUGGUUGUAAAGUUGUAUACGAUGGAUGUCCAAGAUCUUUUGCACGAGGAGUCUGGUGGCCGCAGACCAAGUUUGGGAAUGAAGCUGUUACUGACUGUCCUUCGGGAUCAAGUGGCAAAGCGACUCGUCUCUGUGACAAAACGCAACUGGUCCCCUGGCAGGAGCCUGAUUUAUUCAACUGUACGUCAGCACCGUUCUAUCAACUAAGAAAACAGCUACAAAAGAUAGAAUCCGGCGAGCUAACACUCAACACGUUUGUCGGCGUACGCAUUGCGGAGGAGUUGGCGGGCGCGUGCGCGUCGUCGGCGCGACUGUAUGGCGCGGACGUGCUGUUGGCCGCGCGACUGCUGCUCGAGUUGCUGCGACACGAGAUGCGGCAGGGCGGCCUCAACCUCACACAUAGUCAGGACAAGGAUUACGUUAGAAACAUUAUAAAAACGGCAAACACAGUGAUGAACGUAGAAUACGAGAAGGAGUGGGAACGUAUCCGGGAACUGACGGGCACUGGCGUUGAGAACCUUCUACAGGAGUUCGACAAAUACAUAGCGGUGCUGGCGGAGAGUCAACACGAUACAUACACUAACCCGUUUGAGAUCGUCACUAGUGAUCUUGCAAUCGGAGUUGAUAUCGUCACAGCGGAAUCCAUCUACGGUUUUGAACCGACUCAACUCAACCGAAAUACAGAAACCUACACUACGGAAAAAGUUAUUCUGCCCGAUACAUCGUCGUUCAUACAUUCACCCAUACAAACUACAGGCUACUACGGAUUGGGGAAAUCUAAAAACAAACGACCAUCUAGUCCUACAGUGUCUUUCCCGAAAUACAAUAACUAUGUGAAGAACAAGAAUAAAUUCGACAAGUAUUCCAGAGUUCUGCUGCCUCUAGAUUUGAUCGGGAUAAGCAAUAUGCAAGAUAACAUAGAGACGAACUACGAGUCUCGUGCAGUCUUCUCCUACCUCCAAUACUCUCGUAACACCUCAAACUUAAUGCCGCUCCGUAUGGACGAGUCGGUCGGGCGGCGAUGGGGCAUCAACAUAACUGUUGGCUCACCGAUACUACAGCUUGCCUUGUAUGUGCCUGAGAGUGUCUGGUUGAGAGAGACGCAAGAUAACACCAUAGACAACGCGGAUGAUGUUGAGGGUAUCAUGUACGCUAACAAAGGCCAGCAACAUGCAGUAGAUACGAAUAGCCUGCAUCCAAACACUAAAAAUACUUGGACCAACGAAGAAACUUCAAGCCAAGACAACCACGGUCCGAUAGUUAUUCAACCAGCCUACAAAAAGCAGGAAAAACCAACCGAAAACCUUCAAGAAAACGAAUCGGCUUACGUAGCAGAAAAACUCGAUGAUUCAGAGGGACCGAAACUUAUGGCUCUUGUCAUGGAUCCGAAUGAUCUGAAGAAUGAGAAUAACACCAAAGAUGGGGGUAAAAAGAAGCUAGUGUAUAAGAGCCUUAAUGGGGUAAGACUGAAGAAGCCGAUAAGACUUCAGAUGUGGCUGGAUAUUAAUAGAGAGACGUUUGGAUCUAGGACAAACCCGCAGUGCGUGCAUUGGUCGACAGUGAGAGGUGUGGGUGAGUGGUCCCGCGUGGGCUGUCACACGGAGAUAGACUACGACUGGUCCCCGUACUCCGACGAGCCGCUGCUCAUCAACUGCACCUGCAACCAUCUCUCCACCUUCGCCGUCCUCGUCGACGAAGUGGAUAUCGAGCUAAUCCCGGAGCCAUCACUUCUCGAAUCAGUAUCAUCCUACACGGGCUUCAGUAUAUCUCUGCCUCUGCUCGCAUGGACCUGGCUAGCGCUCUGUCUGAUGCGGGGCGGCGCUGCUACGGUGUCUAAUUCCAUACACAAGCACCUCAUCUUCUGUGUGUUUAUGGCGGAGCUUAUAUAUCUCGUGGCGCUGAAGGCUAGAAGCAGCUUGGUGCAGAAUGAGUUUGCGUGCAAGUUAGUCGCGAUGUCGCUGCACUACUGGUGGGUGGCGGCACUGGGUUGGGCGGCGAGCGACGCGUGGCAGCUGCGGCGGCUGGUGCGGGAGCUGCGCGACGUCAACCACGGCCCGCUCGCGCCACACCUGGCGGCCGCGUACGCCGCGCCGGCGGUCGCGCUCGCACUCGCCGCCGGACACCAUCAGCAUCAGUACGGGAACGCCCUGUUUUGCUGGGUGAGCUGUCACGAGCCGGUGGUGUGGUGGGUGGUAGUCCCGGCCGCGGUGUUCGCCGCCGCCGCGCUCGUGUUCCUUGCGGGGGCCACGCGCGCUGCCUUCACUGUUAGAGAUCACAUUGUCGGAUUCGGGAAUUUGAGGCUGCUGCUAGCGGUGAGCGUGGUCUGCCUACCGCUGCUCGUGGGCGCGUGGGCGUCCGCGCUCGUGCUGGCGAGCGAGGCGGGGUCGCGUCGCCGGCCGCUCAGCGCCGCGCUCGCCGCCGCUGUCGCCGCGCACGCUGUUGCCGCCGCAUUGGGACUGACUGCUGCUAAUGCCCGCGUGCGACAUAACUUACGCAGGACGAUGCUGAAGUGUAUGGGCAAGAAAGUGCCGCUAGCGGACACCUCGGUGAUCAUCAGUACCAGUGCGCAGAACUUGUCACAAAUUAACAGGUCGUCGCUGGCGUACCACAGCAGCACGGAGGCGGGGCGGCAGAUGCGCAACAUCGGUAUAUCCGCCAGCUCCACCACCUCGCGCUCCACCGCCAAGACUAGCUCCAGCCCCUACAGUCGCAGCGACGGGCAGCUCCGUCACACGAGCACGUCGACGUCCAACUACAACACGAGUGCGAGCGACAUGCCCGCCUACCUUCGAGGAUUCGACUCCUCACUGCGGACCAGAAAAGACGAGGAGCGGAGUCGUCGCAAAAGCCGCGCGGAGGGCACGGGGACGGAGGACAGCGAUAGCGAGGGCUCGGCGCGCUCCCUCGACCUCGCUUCCAGCCACUCCUCCGACGACGACGAGUCCUCCCGCCGCGACUCGCACCACGCCCAUUCCGCACGUGAGCGCAGCUCAACGAACGGCGCGGGCGGCGGGUACCUGCCCAACAUCACAGAGGGCGCGCCGCUCAACAUGCCGCCGCGGUGGCCCAGCCAUAUGAGAGAAGGUGACAACUCCCGCGCGGAGGGCCGUUGGUCUCAAGACGCGGAGGGUGCGUCCCCCACUCUGCCCACUCCCGACCUGACGUCAGACGUGGUGAUGGCCCGACGACACAAACCCUCCAUACUCGAGAACGUACACGACACGUAUGUGGCGACCGUGGAUGCCACGAGACUGCCGCUAGAUAACAGAUACGGUGUCAUGGAAGACGAGUUAAUGUACGGCGUGCACUCCACCGAAACUGACAAGCGCGUGCCGUACGAGCCCGGCUACCCCAUCUCUCCUAUGUAUGGCCUUCCCGCUAACCCCUACGGGUCCAAAACGUAUCUCUCCUCUCGAACAUCCGACUACGGGUACAGCCCCACUAAAUACCUAAACACCGAUCCAAGCGUGUACGGUUCCCGGGAUUUCCGGGAUUCGAGCGUCACAGCUCGAGAUCAUGAGGGCUACCCGCCGCGGGAUUUCCGGGAUUCCGGAAUAGCUACGAUGCUCAAGAACGACUAUCAAAGGAAGAUGGAGGGAUACGAAUACAAUGACAGAAUGUCUGACGGCUCGGAGAAACAUCAUCCCCACGAUAAAUAUCUAUUCCCCUAUACAGCUGAGGAAGAUCACAUAAGUUUGCGUGGAAUAGCUCAGACGCCACAACAAAAUGUUCCUGAAAAUGUGCACGCAGCGGACGGUCAGCCGAUGGGGGCGCCACUAGCGAGUAUGGGAGAAACGAGCGAAGAGGAGGAAGUCUACUACUGAAGACGACGCGGAGACCCGAGUGUAACAUACGACGUAGUACAAGAUUUCCAAUGAAUCUCAAUUAGAUAAUUUAUUUUAUUAUAGAACACCAACUUUUGUAAAAGUAUAGAUGGUAAUAUAAAGACUGCCUCAUUACACUAUUCACUGCCAUAGCGUAGAAAGUUGAGUCUAUACUCUAUGCUUUAAUAGAAUAAUUUUGAAACCUCUCAUUUUGUAUAGUAAUUGUAGGACCUAAGAUUAAUUUUAAUAUAGACGCGUAUUUGUGUUUUGUAUACCCAACUAUGAUUGUCUGUGUAUUUGUGCAUAUAAGUUGUUUAGUAGAAUUCAUAUUUGUACCUCUUUAUACUUAAUUAUUAUUAUUAUAUUAUUAUUCUACCCAAUGUAACCUCUACCUACUCAUUAUUUAGAAGUGCUUCUCUCAAAGUAAAUGACAUUAGCCAAAACACAAAACUUAUAACUUUUUAAUAUAAGUCCAAACCAAACCUUUUGGCGCUUAGAAAACGUUUGGAACAUUUUGACUCGUGAAAUAUUUUAAUGAGGCACUGCUAGGUUUCUGACACGUAGGUGAUACUCAAUAUAGUAUUGAAUCAAAGUAAGAUUUCUAUUGAGAUUAGUAGGUUUAAGCGAAUUGUAAAUAUCAGGUAAUAUUUUAAAGAGUGUUGUGUGUUUGAACAAUUUAACGAAGAGUCCACCUAUUUUGUAAAUAAAUAGUAUUUUACACUUGUAGCCUAUAUUUAGAUGAUUAUGUAGAAAAAAUACAAAAGCUUUACUAAAGUAUAGUUGGCCAUAAUUGUUUAGCGAGGGCUAGUGCAAC
Messenger RNA from Aricia agestis (brown argus), 11260 nucleotides. RefSeq names its product protocadherin-like wing polarity protein stan (gene stan). The record is from RefSeq and is a predicted model, not a curated record. The coding region runs from base 112 to 10446 and encodes 3444 amino acids. Gene Ontology annotation, molecular function: G protein-coupled receptor activity; calcium ion binding. Gene Ontology annotation, biological process: cell surface receptor signaling pathway; homophilic cell-cell adhesion; G protein-coupled receptor signaling pathway. The transcript is spliced from 55 exons. Lineage: Eukaryota; Metazoa; Arthropoda; Insecta; Lepidoptera; Lycaenidae. Gene Ontology annotation, cellular component: plasma membrane.